UGUUUCCCGUGAUUGUUGUACAUUUAGCUAGCUUACUAGACAAAAUGAGCCACGCACAUUACCGUAUAGCUGGGCACAUAGCCAUAAUAUUGAGCCUGGUGAUACCACUGAUGCGAACCACUGCACUUAUAGAAGAACAUAGACACAAUGUACCUGAUCUGGACAUGUUCGCGAAUUUGAGAACUCGGUUCGCUACUAUAUGGAAUGUGGCAUUUCAAGUGCUCUACGCCUCAUCGGCUUUAGUAAUAGACUAUUAUACUCUUAAAGGCAAAGAACGGAAAAUUCCAGAAGCAUUAAGAAGUUACAGAUACACAUUUUUCGCAGGGAUAAUCUACCCUGUAGCUAUGGGCAUCUUAGUUUUCUGGCCAGUAUACUUCUACGACAGAGAAUUAGUCUACAAAACAACCUUGGAAGUAGCCAUACCACAACAUACAAACUACAUUGUCCAUGGGAUGGUGUUUUUAUAUGCCAAUUUUGAGCUGGUCUUUUUACCACGGGAGCUACCUAAGAGAAACCACGUUAGUUGGAAUCAUUUGGUUGUCUUUAAUGCUAUCUAUAUGUCCGUGGUUUUCUACACACGUUACGUCGACAUAGGCGUAUGGGUGUACGACGUGUUGACAGCCGCCAUUGGAACCAUAAUGUUCCCCACCAUACUCUUCAGUCUAUGGGCUCUGUCCUCCAUUGGGUACCACCUGCAGUGGGUCCUCAAAGACUUUGUCUGGAGACUACGGGAUUCUUAUAGUGUUAAGGGUGUUAAAAAUAAAUAGAUUUUAACAUUU
This is a messenger RNA of Ostrinia nubilalis (European corn borer), 779 nucleotides long. RefSeq names its product androgen-dependent TFPI-regulating protein-like. The record is from RefSeq and is a predicted model, not a curated record. The coding region runs from base 45 to 767 and encodes 240 amino acids. Gene Ontology annotation, cellular component: membrane; endomembrane system. Lineage: Eukaryota; Metazoa; Arthropoda; Insecta; Lepidoptera; Crambidae. The transcript has 5 exons.